Physcomitrium patens is the source of this 1823-nucleotide messenger RNA. Lineage: Eukaryota; Viridiplantae; Streptophyta; Bryopsida; Funariales; Funariaceae. The record is from RefSeq and is a predicted model, not a curated record.
CGCACUAUUUUCACAUGAAGAACCUCCUUCCACUGCUUCUGAACACUGUGUAAUAACUUCCACUUUCAUGUGGUUUUAGCCACAUGUAGAAUGCAAGCACAGUUGGGUUUUCAUUUGACUAACUGCAGAUAUCAGAUGGCCAUCACUCAACCUCUGGCCUCUCAGCAAGGCGUUGAUGUGGAGUAGCAAAAGCUCAUUUUGUCGUUGGUUUACCCACAUAAUAGAGAAGAUCAUGUCAAGAUUGUGUUGCUGAGCAAGCAGUUGAAGCAGUCAGGAGAGAAGCUCACAUGGUAGAGCUAGCUAUGGUGUUCGAAGUUAUGGCUGAGAAUGCUCUGGGUUUGAUUUAAGAGGAGCUGAAUCUGCACAUGACCAAGAGACGAAUCGAAACCCUCAGUGUCAAGAAUUGGACAGGAAACAUUUGUGUGCUGGUUUCCAGUUCGAUUGUGCGGCUGUUGCGCAAGUUUUGUUGCCAAUUGUAAUGUAUGGAGAGAGGAAAAGAAGCCUCGUAUUCCCAGAGCUGCCGUCAUCGGUUGGCGAGCCGGUUUCCAAGUGCAAAAGUGAGCACGUCAGUAAUGGUUGUGGUGCUCCUAAGCCUCCUCACCUUCAAAUGGACGGAGUUUAUGAGCGUCGCAAGCUAUGCAUACAACAGUGCAACAUUCAACUCGGUGAAGCAAGUUGGAGAUGAGGAUGAAUUCGCCUUCGGUAUUCUUGGAGUCCCUUGGUGCAGGACAAGGACAAAGAACAUGGUGAACUGGACCAGAGCCGAACUUCUCCAAGAAUUAUUCGUGUUUGUAGAGAUUUAUAAAACACGACCUAUUGUCAACAACUCUAAUGGAAUGGGCUUCGACCACUCUUUUGGAUUGUGGUUCAUUGCUCGAAAAUUGCAGCCUGUGCUAGCGAUCGAGAGCGGUGUGUUCAAGGGGCAUUCGACGUGGGUACUUCGGCAAGCCUUACCAAAUGUGCCCAUAGUUGCAAUAAGCCCUAAACAUCCAGGGCAUUAUGCUAGAAAAGGUUCCGCAUACGUCGACCCUAACUGCCAAUACUUCACAGGUAGGAAGUUCACCGAUUUUGAAGAUAUCCAUUGGUCUUCAGUGUUAACUGAGCACAACGUUACAGACGCUUCUGCCGUGCUAAUUUUCUUCGACGAUCACCAAAACCAGCUUAGACGAAUUGAGGCGGUUCGCAAAUUUGGCUUCCAGCACCUGGUGUUUGAGGACAAUUACGACACAGGCACAGGAGAUCACUACUCAAUGCGCCAAAUCUGCGACCAGUAUCAUGUUCCAGGUGGAGGCCACGAUUGCUCCGACGGAGAGCACGAAGCGCUAGUCCGGAUGCGAAGGCAAGGGCGCUGGGAGAAGGCCAUCAACAUCAGUGAGCUCUGUGGGGAUGACGGCGACUGGUGGGGCGUGCAAGGCUAUGCUCGGGAUAAUUUCGGUCACAAGCAUCGCAAGAUUCCUCACUCUCAACACUUCGAGAAUGGCAGGUAUGUUGAAGAAAUCCUUGAUGCUUAUUGGGAGGUGCCUCCUGCAGCUAGCCCGCUCCUCACAGAUCAGACUCGCUAUGACCCAGCAAGGACUGUGUCUCCCAUACUCCUCAGUGGGGACCAGGCCCUCUUUCAAGAGCUUGGCCUUGAAGACGUCCCCAGAAAUGCCUUCAAUGCCUACACACAAAUGGCGUAUGUAAAGCUUCUGAUACCAACUGAUCCUGAAGAGGAUUUAUUAUAUCAGCAGGUUCCCAGUGAUUGAAUGCUGCAAAACGCAGUACCUGCUUCAGUAACGUGUGUUCAAAUAUUUAUUAAUAUUUUAUUUUGUUGUAUUUAGUAA